CGGUUUUCUUCUUCAAAAUCCUCCUCUUACAAACUCAAACACGCCUCUUCCUCUUAUUCAUUCACACACUUAAUCCAUUGAAGACAUUACGCACACUCGCCGACCAACCUCCAUUUCUUUCGUUCCAGAAACUGGGUAUGAGUCCUUCUUCUUCUUGCUUCGAUCGGAAUCUUUAUCGAAGCCCACAGAAUUCGAUCUCCAGAAAGCCUCUAUAAGCUUCCAGACAUGCGCACCCUUGUUUCUGAGAAUUAGAUUUCAACUUUCUCAUUUCUGUGUUCGGCCGCUCUGUUUGUUUGCCAUCUUUUCUUGCUUCACUCGAUGACCAGACCUCGAGAAUCUGUCCUUUAGUGCUUUUGGUUGGCAUUUCGGCAGGCUUGGUUUUGCAACUGCGAUCACUCCAUGGACUGAAAGCUUUGGAUCUUCGUUGGUUCUGUGUUUCGAUUGUUAUUUGUUCAAUCCAUACCGUUUUGCGGUAGUUUUUUGUUCUAGCGGUAGUAAAAUUUUUGUGAAUCGCUUCGUUUUUGUUUGUUUUUGGGACACAGUAUUUUGAGACGUUCCAUCUUCGGUCAAGAAUGGUGCACUGCAUGAAUCAAUGUCAGUCACCAACUCUCCAGACCGCAAAUCCUGAUGCAGUAGCACUCGAAUUCAACCGUCCGGCAAUUGAUCUCAAUCGUCUGGCUCAGGACGAUCAGAUGGACGAUCAGGAUCCGAAUUCAUCCGUCUCCAAUUGCAAGACUAUUGUCUCUGCCGGUCAAUCUGGCACUCCUCCGUUGCUUUUCAUCAGCGGUGGGUUGAUGGAACUCGGCGAGGGAGACAAGGCCUACCGCCUUAUCAAGGAGAGAUUUGUUUCGAGGCUAGCUGCGUUCGGGGUGCAAGUUACCUUGGUGGCAAUCCACCAGAAUUGCUACUCUGGUGUCUCGGCGAAAGGACGGGCCCAAGCGUUUCAGGUUCACUCGCAGGCAGUGCAGAUGAAAGGUGGUGACAACACUGCCAACAUAGUGCACGCGUGGUACGCGACCUCGAAGGAAGAGGUAUCCAAGAUCUUGUCCUAUGGAUUUGGUUACAGUGGGAAGCCUGAGAACAAUGGCUUGUAUGGUUGUGGAGUUUAUUUGGCUCCUCAUGAUCAUCUUCUCGAAAGUGUUAAAUCCGCUUCUAUCGAUGAAGAUGGCCUGAGGCAUCUUUUGCUUUGCCGGGUCAUACUGGGGAAAUCGGAGCUUGUCAGUCCUGGCUCGGAACAGUCUCAUCCCAGUUCGGAGGAGUUUGACUCGGGAGUCGACAACUUAUCAUCUCCUAGGAGAUACAUUGUUUGGAGCACCCAUAUGAAUACUCACGUGUUGCCGGAGUACAUUGUCAGCUUUAAAGCCCCUUGUUGCUGGAGAGGGUGCUUGGCAACUCCGGAGAAGUCAUUGAAAUCGACUUCCACUUGGAUACCAUUUCCGGUUAUGAUUUCGGAACUCUCAAAGAUCUUACCUCCAUCUCGUGUCAGUUUAAUCUCCAAGUAUCAUAAGGACUUCAAAGAGAGAAAGAUUCCAAGGCAUGAGCUGAUACAAAAAUUCAGGCAAAUAGCAGGGGAUAGGUUGCUGAGUGGAAUCUUUGAAAAUCUCAGAACUAAGGUGUGGAUUAUGAUCUCUUUAAUAAAUAGUAGUUCGAAUGCACAUCUAGUCCUUUGAUGUCAAGUCAUGGAUAGAGUGAGCUUAGGUUGCAUCGAA
Syzygium oleosum is the source of this 1709-nucleotide messenger RNA. RefSeq names its product probable inactive poly [ADP-ribose] polymerase SRO5. The transcript has 4 exons. Bases 573 to 1670 code for a protein of 365 amino acids. Gene Ontology annotation, molecular function: NAD+ poly-ADP-ribosyltransferase activity. The record is from RefSeq and is a predicted model, not a curated record. NCBI's taxonomy places the organism in Eukaryota, Viridiplantae, Streptophyta, Magnoliopsida, Myrtales, Myrtaceae.